AUGGCGUCGCCUGGGGUGGUGGCCGCUGCGCUGCUGGUGGCGGCGCUGGCGGCGUUCUGCGGCACGGACCCGCUGCGGACGGGCAGCAUGGUGGACUUCCCGGGGUUCGAGGCGCACUUCGUCGAACUCCCCGAUCCCGCCGAGAUGCCGCCGCACGCGGACGAACGGGAGCGGCUCCGCGAGGCCGAGGUGCGGUUCCGCGGCGAGGUGCAGGGGCCCGAGAGCGUCGCCUUCGACCCGCAGGGCCGCGGGCCGUACACGGGCGUCGCCGACGGCCGGGUCGUCUUCUGGGACGGCGAGCGGUGGGUCCCCUUCGCGACGGCCUCCCCGCGCUGGACGCAGGAGCUCUGCGGCGGGCCCAAGGCCUCGCCGCUGGAGUACCUCCCCAACGAGCACAUCUGCGGCAGACCGCUCGGGCUCCGCUUCGAUAAGAAGACCGGGGACCUGUACAUCGCCGACGCCUACUUUGGCCUGCUCAAGGUCGGCCCCGAGGGCGGGCUGGCCACGCCGCUCGCAACGGAGGCCGAGGGCGUGCGCCUCAACUUCACCAACGACCUCGACCUCGACGACGAGGGCAACGUCUACUUCACCGACUCCAGCAUCCACUACCAGAGACGGAAUUUUAUGCAGUUAGUUUUCUCUGGGGAUCCCUCUGGGAGACUCUUGAAAUAUAACCCACAGACAAAGGAAACGACAGUACUGCAUCGCAACCUCCAAUUUCCCAAUGGUGUGUCCAUGAGCAAGGAUGGCUCAUUCUUCGUUUUCUGUGAAGGAUCGCGCGGCAGGUUGAGCAGAUACUGGUUGAAAGGCGAGAAGGCAGGCACUGUGGAUCUAUUCGCUAUCUUGCCUGGAUUCCCAGACAAUGUGAGAACGAAUGAGAAGGGCGAGUUCUGGGUGGCGAUCCACUGCCGCCGAAGCCUGUACGCCCGGCUCAUGAGCCGCCAUGUCAAGAUGAGGAAGUUUUUCCUCAGCCUCCCGAUCCCCGCCAAGUACCACUACCUGAUGCAGAUCGGCGGCAAGCUCCACGCGGUGAUCAUCAAGUACAGCCCCGAGGGCCAGGUGCUCGACAUCCUGGAGGACACCAAGGGAGAGGUGGUGAGAGCCGUCAGCGAAGUGGAGGAGAAGGACGGGAAGCUCUGGAUAGGGUCCGUCCUGAUGCCGUUCAUCGCUGUCUUUGACCUGGCGAAGGCGUCUUAG
Messenger RNA from Miscanthus lutarioriparius, 1197 nucleotides. NCBI's taxonomy places the organism in Eukaryota, Viridiplantae, Streptophyta, Magnoliopsida, Poales, Poaceae. The record is from the annotation of a GenBank genome assembly.